Messenger RNA from Oldenlandia corymbosa var. corymbosa, 771 nucleotides. The record is from the annotation of a GenBank genome assembly. NCBI's taxonomy places the organism in Eukaryota, Viridiplantae, Streptophyta, Magnoliopsida, Gentianales, Rubiaceae.
AUGCUGAAGAGCUUAGGUAAUAAUCGCAUAAUUGCUAUGGGGGAAGGUUCGGGAGUGAAGAAAAGGAAUAAUAACACUGAAUCUGAUAAGGAAGCAGAAUUUCCUGAGCCAAACGUAUGGAAUUCGUUCGACCCUAAAUCACUGCAACAGAAUGAUAAGAAGCUGAGAGGAUAUGGUCAUGAAACUGAAAAGUGCAGCGUUCCAGUUAAGAAGGUAUGGCAACAAAGAUUGCCAGAACAAGUGGAAGAGAGACAACCAUUGAAGGAUAAGCAGCUAGAGAAAGAGGGAGAAGGAAAACAGAACCAACAAAACAGGCCUAUGACAGUGACUAUACCUAAAAGGCAGGAAGCAAACAGUAAGAAUUGUAUAAGAUCACCUCAGAAAAGUGACAGGCAGGAAGUCAACAAUAGCCCUGGUUCCAGUCAAGGAAUAAUGGAGGAUGGAGUGCAAAUUCUGAAUCAGAAAGGCAUCAGGAUAGCUGAAGGAAGGAGACUUAGCAGUCCCCUGAAACAUAGGGAAAUCACUAAUUUCCUCUAUGUUAAUAAGGUUGGGAUGGCAGGAUUGAUUGAGACCAAGCUAAAUGGUGAAAAUGUUGAGCAGUUAAUGGCAAGAAAAUGGACCAAUUUUGAUUAUAUCAGCAAUCAUCAGAAUCAAGAGAAAUGCAGGAUACUGUUGAUAUGGAAGAAAGGAGAUUCAGGGCAGAAAUCAACUUUGGCAGGAGCUGGUGGACUUAGCCAAAGGAAUACAUCAGCCUUGGAUAAUGAUGGGUGA